Hypoxylon fragiforme is the source of this 1317-nucleotide messenger RNA. RefSeq names its product MFS general substrate transporter. Gene Ontology annotation, molecular function: transmembrane transporter activity. The transcript is spliced from 5 exons. Gene Ontology annotation, biological process: transmembrane transport. The coding region runs from base 1 to 1317 and encodes 438 amino acids. The record is from RefSeq and is a predicted model, not a curated record. Gene Ontology annotation, cellular component: membrane. Lineage: Eukaryota; Fungi; Ascomycota; Sordariomycetes; Xylariales; Hypoxylaceae.
AUGCCCCACGAGGAAAAGCGACUCAUCCUGAAACUCGAUCUCAGUAUAUUGGUUUUUGGCUGUUUGUCUUUCUUCACCAAAUACCUUGACCAACAGUCCAUCACCAACGCCUAUGUCAGCGGCAUGAAGGAAGAGCUCGGCAUGUAUGGCGACCAGCUGAACUACAUUACGGCAACCUUCUGGGCAUCCUAUUGUACCUUUAUGAUUCCAGCUUGCUAUCUUCUAACACACUACCCAGCCAACCGAGUUCUACCAGCCCUUGAGAUCGGAUGGGGAUUGUCUACCUUCGGCCUUGCUUGGGCUAGAAAUGUUAAGACGCUUUACGCCAUGCGAUUCUUCACAGGCCUUUUUGAGUGCUGCUCCUUCACAGGAACCAUCUACAUAAUCGGGUCUUGGUAUAAGCCUGGGGAAAUUGGCCGCCGCGUUGCACUCUUCUUUAUCGCAAGCCCACUCGGUACUAUGUUUGCAGGGUAUCUGCAGGCCGCUGCCUAUACUAACUUGAAUCAAGUACAUGGUCUAACAGGCUGGAGGUGGCUCUUCAUCGUCGACAGUAUCAUUACCCUGGUUAUAGCAGUAUUAGGCUUCUUCGUUUUUCCCGACGUGCCGUGCAGAAAGAAACCUCGCUUCAUCACAAUUGAAGAGCAUGCUCUCGCGCGUAAGCGGAUAGAGGGACUUGUUGCGCCGCCGAGAUUGCAGCUAUCGCGCGACAUAUUUAGACGGGUAUUUUCUCGGUGGCACUGGUAUGUUUUUGUAACCCAAUGGACGUUAAUGGACCAAAACUUCCUACCCGGCAGCCAGCCUUUCUCCCUUUAUCUGAAGGCAAAGAGCAAUAUAUAUUCUGUGGUUCAGAUCAAUACGAUACCCACAAUAGUUACAGCAGUGAGCAUUGUCGUCGCUUUCUUUAGUGGUGGCGUUGCGGACAGAACCGGCCGGUUUUGGGUGCCGGCUAUUGCCGUAACCUUCCCGGUCCUAGUGGGUAUGAUUCUCCUCGUGGUCUGGGAAGUUGGUGAAAGUGGACGACUGGCUGGGUUUAUUCUCACCGGAUUCGAGGCUGCUUGCUCGCCUCUGACGAUGGGUUGGGCAUCGGUGAUUAUGGCGGGGGAUGCUGAGGAGCGAGCGGUAGUGACGGCCAGCAUGAAUGCCAUUGGCCAAGCAAUCACGGCCGGGACGCAAGUGGUGCAAUUUCCAGCAAGCGGAGCCCCCAACUUUCGCGGUGGAUUCAUUAGCGUGCUCGCUACGACGGUAGCACAGCUCGGUACAAUUCUUGCUGUAGCAAUCUUGAGCCGUCGUGAUCGCAAACGUCGAUACGUAGCCUAG